Messenger RNA from Mytilus californianus (California mussel), 1743 nucleotides. RefSeq names its product tripartite motif-containing protein 45-like. Gene Ontology annotation, molecular function: protein binding; zinc ion binding. The coding region runs from base 53 to 1006 and encodes 317 amino acids. NCBI's taxonomy places the organism in Eukaryota, Metazoa, Mollusca, Bivalvia, Mytilida, Mytilidae. The transcript has 3 exons. The record is from RefSeq and is a predicted model, not a curated record.
UGCAAAUAGAUAUUGAUACGUAAACAGGUUUCACCAUAGCUGACAAGAACACAUGGCUCAGGUUGCAUUCAAAACGUGUGACAUUUGCGCUAGUGCUCCAGAAAGACAUUUUUGUAUCGACUGUGAACAAUGUUUUUGUGAAAAUUGUAAAGGCUUACAUACAAGACAAAAAACAACACGUCAUCAUGAAUUUCAAGAAAGUUCUCAGAUGAAGAUAAUAGUGAACAAUAAAUGCGAGGAACAUGGUGAAGAUUAUAUUUUUAUUUGUGAGACAUGUAAUGUCCCUGUUUGUAGUCGGUGUAUGGUUGGAAACCACAAUAGACACAGAGUUUCCAAUAUCCGCGAAAAAUUUGCUGCGUCUAGUAGUAUUGUCAAAGAUGAAAUAGCAGAAAAACUGCAAGAAGAUACUAGGAUCUUAAAUGAACUUGAAAAAGGGAUCGAUACCUAUGACUGUCAGGUUAAAUCUGUCAUCAAUGGAAUAAAGGAAGACGAAAUAAAGAUCAAACAAGUGAUAGAUGAUAUAGUCAAGAAAAUGAUUGACGAUGUGACAAUGAAGACCACUUGUGAAAAAGAUAUUCUGGUGAAUCUCGUUGCAGCUACAAAAUCAAGAAUAGAGACCGCAACGGCGUUAGAAGACAGACGGAAACAUUUAGAUACGGAAAGAAAAAAUGUGGCCGUCAUUUUUGACAUGAAAACUUUGCAUCAGGAUAUUUCAAAGAUACAAAUUGGAGUUCCUCCAUCUUUUCCGUCAAUAGAGUACAAACAAAAUGUGGCCCCUAGAAUUAACUUUCUCAGUUGUUUUGGAACUUACGCUUCAAAACCUCCAAAAUAUAAAGAAUCACCCGAAAGAUAUGAGAAAAGAACAGACAAAAAUGGCAGAUCGUACAUAGUAGACCACCAUACAAGAACUACAUCAUGGGAUUUGUCGAAAAGAUUGGAAACCAAAACUACAUUGACAGACCCACGAAAAAAAUUUGCAAUAUGCAAUGUUUAUGUUUCAAAAUAAUAAGUUACACCUUUCUAACAUUCAGACAUACGUGUGCAAAUUCAUGAGACUUAACAUUUAACUGUGUGUAUAUAUGUGCAUGUAUGUUUCUGUCUCUUUUAUAUAUGUUCAUGUAUGUUUCUGUCUUUUUUCAUAUAUGUUCAUGUAUGUUUUUGUCUCUUUUUUAUCUGUUCAUGUAUGUUUCUGUCUCUUUGGAAAGGAACAUAGUUGAUGUCACACGUUAAGAUAAAACCAGUCUACACAUGUCGUACAUUGCACGUGUUUUUCCCUUUUAUCCGUGACGCUUAAAUGCAUAGUUUACUUUAGGUGUAUUAUGUACUGUGAUUGGUAUAUUUUUUACACUGCUAUUUUUAUCAUAAUACUGUCUUGUUUAUUGGAAAAACACAGAUAUUAUUGCUUAAGGUAGCACCUGAAAUAUUAAUGGAAAGACAAGUACUUUUUUUUUAUUUUUGUCUUAAAAGUGUAAACUAAUCAAAAUAAACCUAGUUAGUCUGGAUUGCAAGUAUAUAUAAUGUGUAAUCUAAUGUAUGCAUGCACUUGAUUUUAAUUAUUCUAUUACUAGUAGCUGAGCCAUGGGUUCCAGAAGGAAUGCGCUGUCUACAAGUCUACAUAAUUUGUUUUCAUUUAACAACAUGUCUUUAAGAUAAUUGUUUAUUUAAAUAUUUACCAGAUUGCUUUUUGCGUUUUUUUCUGUAUAUAUAAUAUUUUGCUAACAAUAUAAUACAAUUUUUUACGAG